AGAACGCGUCCUGCUCUGUCACAUGACCAGAGGCCAGCUGAUCGUCACCGGACGAGGAGCACUAGGACAAGAUCACGACCAUCAGCUCGAUCUGUGCAUUUAAUCCUACACAUAAACAUCUUCUUUUUCAUGCACAUUGCGCUUAAUUUAUUACAGUAGAAGAACACAUUAGAUUUCAGUGACAAUCCUCUCUCACGGAAGUAACAAGGACUCUACAAUCAUCGACCAAAAGACGAGAAGAUGUCUGGAAAAGAGAGGAUCGACAUAUUCCCCUCCAGAAUGGCUCAGACCAUCAUGAAGGCUCGUCUAAAAGGGGCACAGACCGGCCGCAACCUGCUGAAGAAGAAAUCUGACGCCCUCUCCAUGCGCUUUCGUCUGAUCCUCCGCAAAAUUAUUGAAACUAAAACUAAGAUGGGAGAGGUGAUGAGAGAGGCCGCUUUCUCUCUGGCUGAAGCCAAAUUUGCAGCUGGAGACUUCAGCACAACUGUAAUCCAGAACGUCAACAAAGCUCAAGUAAAGGUCCGAGCCAAGAAAGACAACGUGGCAGGUGUGACACUUCCAGUUUUUGAGCACUACCAGGAAGGCGGUGACAGUUAUGAGCUGACUGGUCUGGCUAGAGGAGGAGAGCAGCUCUCUAGGUUGAAGAGGAACUACGCCAGGGCUGUGGAGCUGCUGGUGGAGUUGGCCUCCUUACAGACAUCUUUUGUCACUCUGGAUGAAGCCAUAAAGAUUACGAACCGCCGUGUGAACGCCAUUGAACAUGUGAUUAUUCCCCGGAUUGAUCGCACCCUCACCUACAUCAUCACAGAGCUGGAUGAGAGAGAACGAGAGGAGUUCUACCGGCUGAAGAAAAUCCAGGAGAAGAAGAAGCAACUCAGGGAAAGAACCGAACUGGAGAUUGCGGCGCGUCUGGCAAAGCUGGGUCCCAUCGCGGAGCCCUCCAACAUGCUGACGGAGGAGACGGAUGAAGACCUGCUGUUCGAGUGAAGAAUUUCCUCAUCAUCAUAUUUAUUGUGUGCCUCUGAGGCCAUGUUGUUUUUUCUCACUGAAGUGAUGAAAGUUAUUUUUUGUGUACUCGUCUGUGAUUUUUGUUCAGUUGUUUUCGUGCUGGAGGGUCAUGUGUGUUUCGGCAUUCGUCUCUGUACAGAACCAAAGUGUUGUUAAGCUUUGCUGUUCACCCUCAAGGGAGUUCACUCACUAUAAUAAGAUAAUCUAAGUAAUAAUAUGUUUAUACAUGGCUUGUGAGUUAAAUUUAAGACGCAUUCCAUGUGAUGGAUCGACUUGUAGAUAUUUCACCUUCCUCACAAUAUUUAGAGCCAUUUACUGCAUGCUGUAAAGCUUCAAGUGGUUGUAAGAGUGAGUGAGUCUGUGUUGUUGAGGAUCAUCCAGCUGCUGACUUCAUAUCAUGGGGUUCUUACCUCAUUGAGGAUGUUUACCAUUAUAUCUGAAAACCCCACAUGUGACCCCCACUGUAAUACUUGUGUACAAGUCAACAAAGCCCAACACUUCAUAUAAAUAAAGAUGUUAUCAAUAUUCAA
This is a messenger RNA of Notolabrus celidotus (New Zealand spotty), 1538 nucleotides long. RefSeq names its product ATPase H+ transporting V1 subunit D (gene atp6v1d). Gene Ontology annotation, molecular function: proton-transporting ATPase activity, rotational mechanism. Gene Ontology annotation, cellular component: proton-transporting V-type ATPase complex. The transcript is spliced from 9 exons. The record is from RefSeq and is a predicted model, not a curated record. Lineage: Eukaryota; Metazoa; Chordata; Actinopteri; Labriformes; Labridae. Bases 241 to 987 code for a protein of 248 amino acids.